AUGAUACCUGCUGUCACGACUUCAGCCGAAGUCAGGUCCUGUCCUUGUUCGGGCGCACGCUCGGCGGUCGGCGUCGACCACCGGCCCGAGGGUAGAACGGCGGGUGAAUGUCUUUUCCACCUGAGGCAGGGGAUGAGGAGCGCCCAGGAGUUCGCCCUGGAAUUUCGUACCCUGGCCACAGGAGCGGGAUGGAACGACAGGGCCCUUAUCGACCACUACCGUUGCAGCCUGCGCGAGGAUGUCCGUCGGGAGAUGGCCUGCAGGGAUACCACCCUCUCCUUCGACCAGCUGGUGGACCUUCCAGGACCUCCAACAAAGUAUCUGCUAAUGACAGAGAAAGAGAUUCUGCAUGACAGUGAAAAUAUCAGGCGAUGGACUUUUGGUAAAAUGGACCCGAGCAAAAUGAACCGAACGAUAUUGAUGAUGGGAGAAACUGGAUCAGGAAAAUCAACCCUCAUCAAUGUGAUGGUGAACUACAUCCUUGGCGUAGAGUGGGAGGAUAAAUACAGAUUUGAAAUCAUUGCUGAUGAGAGUAAAAGUCAAACUAGUUCACAAACCACUGCCAUCACUGUGUAUGAGAUCUUUGGUCACGAAGGUGAUCACAUUCCAUUUUCUCUAACCAUCAUCGACACUCCAGGAUUUGGUGACACAAGCGGAAUAGAACAAGACAAACUCAUCACAAAGCAUCUACAGGAGCUGUUUCAAUCUCCAAAAGGAGUUCACCACAUUGAUGCAGUGUGCUUUGUUGUAAAAGCUGCACAAGUGCGCCUCACACCUACACAGAGGUACAUUUUUGAUUCUGUCCUCUCAAUUUUUGGAAAGGACAUAGAAAAUAACAUUGUGGUACUCAGUACUUUUGCAGAUAGUGGGGAGCCUUUAGUCCUUCAAGCACUGGUAAUGGCAGAAGUUCCAUGUGUCAGAAAUGAAAUUGGUACACCUGUUUACUUCAAAUUCAACAAUGUGUUUGCUGGUUUACAAAUGGAUGAAGAUGAUGAAGAACAUAACGAUGAAGAGGAUGAAGAGGAGGAGGAAAAUGAUGAGCUGGAUGAGAUCGCUCUGAGACCAAAUCCAAUGAGUGCAGCCAUAUACCUUGACCUCCUGAUUGAAAACGCAGAAAGGGAUCACAACCCCGAGAGAGUCAAGACACUGACAGAUAUGAAAGAGCAAGAAAAGCUGAAGAGUAACUUCGCCAAUCUUGUAGAUGAAUAA
This is a messenger RNA of Salvelinus namaycush (lake trout), 1209 nucleotides long. RefSeq lists its product as uncharacterized. The record is from RefSeq and is a predicted model, not a curated record. The transcript has 3 exons. NCBI's taxonomy places the organism in Eukaryota, Metazoa, Chordata, Actinopteri, Salmoniformes, Salmonidae. Gene Ontology annotation, molecular function: GTP binding. The coding region runs from base 1 to 1209 and encodes 402 amino acids.